Molecule: messenger RNA, 2593 nt
Organism: Hypoxylon fragiforme
Lineage: Eukaryota; Fungi; Ascomycota; Sordariomycetes; Xylariales; Hypoxylaceae
Product: pali-domain-containing protein
Exons: 3
Coding region: 392-2536 (714 amino acids)
Cellular component (GO): growing cell tip; plasma membrane; cell division site
Source: RefSeq, a predicted model, not a curated record
CUGGGUUCUUUCAUUCUGGAUUCUACAACACGACACGAGCCCGCAUACUCGCUCGCAUACGCAUACAUUUGGGUCUGGUUUGGUCUUGGACUCGGGUCGCAGGUCUUACGUCUUGGUCUUCACGAACGGCGAGCAUUAACUGCAUUACUGGAUCCGAUCCGCAUUCCCGGAAACGACAAAUCACAAAAGCAUUCAGUUUGAAGGAAUCUGAUCAAUCUACAUGUCGCCGCCGUCGAUAGCCGUAUACUUCAAUUGGCAAAUUUCGCAUGCGCAAAGCAUAUCGGCAUUUUUAAACUUCAAGUCGACAGCACAUACGAUAUCGAUCUAACACAAGAGUUUCCUUCUUAAGCGUCGCGGCUCAUUGGAGUCGGCGCGCUAUUAAUCGGCCAUCAUGUUGCGACCUGCCACGCCUCUGGCGAUACUGCUUGCUGCAGCAUUCGCCAUGCUGCUACUCUCAGUCUUGUCCACUCCUAUCAUCAAGGCGAUUCCUCUGGGUACAUACAAGGGCGUCAACUUUGGUGUCUUCGGGUACUGCACCAGUACACGAUGCAGUCCGAUAGAGAUUGGAUAUGAUACAUUGGAACUCUUCUCUCCAGUUGAUUCGGCUACCUUUGACCUACCUGAAGGAACUCGGACGACGCUGUCCGCCAUACUCAUUGUACACCCUGUUGCGUGUCUUCUUACGCUGGUGAUGCUGGUCCUUGCCAUUGUCGCCCACUUUCAUUCCCCUUCGCAUUCGUCACGUUACUUAUUACUACUCUUUAUAUUCGGCAUCAUUACAUUCUUAGUAUGCCUACUCGCCUUCCUAAUUGACGUCUUACUCUUCGUUCCUCACAUGGCCUGGGGCUCUUAUAUUGUCCUGGCUGCUACAGUUCUUGUAUUCCUAAGCUUCAUCGUUUCCUGCGCUAUGCGGCGCACCUUGGUCAGUAGAAAGGCAAGGAAGCGACGGAUCGCAGAGAAUGCUGAGAUGAGUGGGGAGAAUUACUACAAUCGCCAAGCUCAACGAGAUGUGGAAUCUAGCCCGACUGGUCUCCCCCAACCAACUGUCCCGGCUGUGAGCGGAGCAAACGGCCCAGGCGACAAGGCACCCACAUUCACUACCUUUGAAAAGAGAGAUGACCGUAGCAGUGACGAGCGAAUACCCUUAACUGCGAGGACCCCCUCUGAUCGGUCCCCGAAUCAUAUGCCUACUGAUAUGAGCAUGUCAGGCACUACGUUCAAUGGCCCUCAACGACAAAACUCCAAUAUGUCAGUCGCAAGAGAUCAAUAUGGCAACCCCAUGGACCAACAACCGCAGGAUAUGUACAAUAUGCGGCGAGGACCGUCUGUCGAGCGCAUGAAUGGAAGAGGCCGCGGAACGCCCCCGGCUGGUUAUAGGGGACGAGGAGGCUAUGGAAGAGGAGGUUAUGGUGGACCAGGUGGGCCAUAUGGGCCUCCUCCUCCUCCAGGUGGAAGAGGUGGGAGAGGUGGAUACGGUCCACCGCCCAACGGAAGAGGUGGAUAUCCACCACGCGGAGGCUAUGGUCCUGUUGGAAUGAUGAGGGGCGGAAGAACACCUCCACCGAACUAUCCCGGCCGUGGACCAUACGAUCGACGACCGUCUCCGGCUGGUGCUUACGCGGAUUAUGGCCCAGGUCGACAAGUCUCCCCAGCGCCGCAGGGUGGUCCUUAUGGCAUGGAGCCAUCUAUUCCAGCCAUCCCGGCCAAUGCACCAGAACCAGGCAACUUUCAAGCCUAUAACCCUAGCCACGCUAGCGAACUACCCAGAGCAGAGUCCCCUCCUCCGCUACCAGGCGUAGAUGAUGCACAUGCAAAGCCGCCAGGCCAAGCAGUGGAGAUGGAUGCCAGCACGGGAAGCCCUUCUCAUGCACCUGAAGGCUUUGGUCAAUUUAACAACCAGCUCAGGGAUAGUGAUGCGGAUGUAGCAGGCAUGUUAGCUUUGCAGCAGGCAAGAUCUUCGCCACAUCGACAUGAUACAUACAUGAGUGAUGGAAGCAAAUAUAGCCAAGAGGAACAAUAUCUUCCACCUCGACAGGCAUGGAAUCAGGCCCCUGGCCGAUCAUCUCCGGGAAUUCCCUCGCCCCUACACAUUCCGACCCGGCCGCCAGAGCUGAGUAGUGUAACACCGCCACCGCCACCACAACUACAACCACAACCACAGCACCAGUCUCACGCACCGUCCACUAACAUAGAUAUCUACUACGAGGACGUGGACCCUCGCUUUGCAGAGCCAGCUUCUAGGCCGCCGCAACCUCCCCUCGAAGCGCCAGUGGGCUUUGAAGAUAUCCCUCCUCCACCGAGAAGCCCAGCGAUAUCCGAACAAUCAGGCUUUACUUCUAUUUCACAACGGGGUAUAAAUCCUCGCUGGAACCCACCCCCUGGCCAGGGGUAUGGUCCAAUGCCAUCACGGAAGCCAAUCAACCGAAACGAAGUGAACGUUCUUAAUAGUAACCCUGACUUUCAGUUGCCGCCGAACCGUGGAGGACCGAGUGCUGGCAGGGGCAUGAUUCCUGGAAGUGCAUACCCAGUCGUAUAAAGAUUUGCAUUCAUGAUAUCCUAUUCUUCAGGUCGCGCUUUUUUUCUGCACGAACUC